This is a messenger RNA of Podarcis lilfordi (Lilford's wall lizard), 22331 nucleotides long. NCBI's taxonomy places the organism in Eukaryota, Metazoa, Chordata, Lepidosauria, Squamata, Lacertidae. The record is from the annotation of a GenBank genome assembly.
CAACUGUUUUACGUCACGGGAAGGCGCCCUCUUCCGCUAGCCCUGCCGCCGGGUCCGCUGAGGUGGCCUGAGGAAAUUGGGCUUCCCCUCGCCAUGGCGGACAUGGAGGAGCUGUUCGGCAGCGAUGCUGACACCGAGCCGGAGCAAAAAGGUAACGGGGGAGGGGAGACACGGACGCCGGGGGGGGGGGCAUAUCGCAUUGUGUCACGCAUGCGCGGAAGGAGGCCUUGGCUUUUAACCUCUCCCCCCCCCCCCCGCCUUUUGAUUCCUUUGAAAUUCUCUCCUUGUUUUCUUGUUCGCGCCCAGAGCUCAGCCCCAAGCCCCGUUUUGGUACCAGAGUGCACGAGAGGCGGCCAUGCAGAACAAGAGUGCCUCUGAGCGUGAAUAAAGUGCCAUGCAGAAAAAGAGUUCCUCUGAACAUGAGCAAAGUGCCAUGCAGAAAAAGAGUUCCUCUGAACAUGAGCAAAGUGCCAUGCAGAAAAAGAGUUCCUCUGAACAUGAGCAUAGUGCCAUAUUCGCAACACAGCUGGGAUGAGGUGGGAGAAGGGGACUGGAUGCUUCCAAGUUGCUCAGGGCGGUGUGUUGUGGUUUGUUUCCCACCCCUGCCCCGUUUUUUAUUCUUGCAACUCUGUGAGGGAGGGCUAGGCUGACAGUGAGCGAUGGGUUGAAUCCCACCUGAGUGGCUCUUCCCCAGAUUUACCUGCAAUCAGAUUUCAGUUGUCCCCCCCCCCCCCUUUCCGCUGGGUCUGAAACAUCAAAACUCGCAAUAUGUGAAUGGGGCAAGUGCAAAGGAAGGCACGGUUUCUGUACCUUUGAACAGCUGCGUGACAACGGAGGGAACUUUUCUUUUGCUUUUGUCACAAGCUAUGGUUACUAUAAUCCAGUGUUUCUCAAACUUGGGUCCCCAACUGUUGUUGAGUUACAACUCCCAUCAUGCCUAGCUAGCAGGACCAAGGGUCAGGGCUGAUGGGAUUUGCAGUCCAGCAACAGCUGGGGACUGAAGUUUGAGAAACACUGCAAUCCUUAUUUGCUGCUGUUAAAGGUACAAUACAGUUGUACCUUGGAAGUCGAAUCCGUUUGACUCCCAAAACAGAAGCCAAAGCUCGGCUUCUGAUUGGCUGCAGGAAGCUCCUGCAGCCAAUUGGAAGCCACUUUGGACAUUAGGGUUCCAAAGACUGUUUGCAAACUGGAACACUCACUUCCAGGUUUGCGGCAAUCGGGAGCCAAAACAUCUGAGUACCAAGGCGUUCAGGAUCCAAGGUAUGACUGUAAUUUCCUUUUCAUCUGGUCACAAUGUUGUGGUCUCUGUCUGUUCAUUCGUCUCCAUCCCCCUUCUCACCCAUGCACAUCUAUUCUGAAAUUCUUCCUCAUUUUAGGUACCCUGCAAGAACAUCUUAAACAAUGCUGCUAGCGUAUAUUGUUUUACAUAGUGGUUUGCUGUGGGGUUUUUUCCUCGGAUCACAGGAGACUGGUGUACUCCAUGACGCACUUGUGGACCUUGAAUCAGGUUUUCUUAGAAACAGAUAUGUGUGUCUUCCUACUCUUUCAAAUCUGGUGCUGAAAAUCUUUGGCCAGACCCACCAUCUAUUAAACUAGAGGCCACUAUCAAACAAGGGAUUUUUACUGUGGUGAUCUCCAAGCUGUUCAGUACCUGGUUCUGUGCACUGGAUCUAAGGUCUUGGUGUCUUUUAAAGAAGAAAGAAAGAAGAAGAAAACAGGCAAGGGAGACCUUUUUUUAGACAGGCUGUUUAGGGUUCGAUGUGUGGUGGUUGUCAUAUUGGCAAGCAGAGUGGUGCAGUGCAAGAUAAAAAAUGUAAUCUCUGCCCAAAUGCAAAUAUCAUUAAGUCACCCGUCCUCUAACUGAUUCCCUACAGGUGUUUUGUACUACAACUAUUAUCAGCCCUCGCCAGCACCAAAAUGCUGUGGCCGUGUCGGUUGUUUUCGAGUCAGCCUAUAGCAUCCUCGUAAAUAAACCCACAAAAGUUACUAACCAAUACAGUAAUUGCCAGUUUACCUAUCUGUCGCAUUCUGAUGCCAGUCAUACGUGGCUUAAAAGCUGGGGGUAAGCCAGUUUGGAUAAUAUUUUACUUAUGUGGUCACCUGGUGGUGAUUCUUACUUUGCACAGAUGACCAGGAGAGCUGCUAUUUAUGGGCCAGUUCAUAGCAGUGUUUCUGAAACAAUGGCAUAAUGGGAUUAAAUAGCAGCGCCUUAAAUAUUGUUUUAUUUAUUUAUAAAAAUAUUUAUACACUAUACGGUAAAAAUAAAAAUACCCAAGUAGUUUACAGCAAUAAUACAUACAACAUACAAUAAAAAUCAUAUUAAAAAAGUUAAAAUGGACGUUAAUUAACCAUUGUGGAAAGAUGCAGUCUAAUUGCCUGUAUAGAGAAUUUAAAGUUGACAAUUUAAAAGUGACGCUCCAGCAGGUGAUCUUAGUGAUCAAGCUGGGAUAUAAGGGUUCAGGCUAUCCUGUUUUUACUUCAAUCUCCCAGGACAUUCUAUACAAGAUCUUAAAGUAGCUGUCUUACUGCAAAAGAAUUUUAGAAAUACACUUGAAAGAGAAGUUGCUGAAUUACAACUCAUUACCAAACUAAAAACUAUGGAGAGACCUGGUCUGAACAGAGAUAUUGGAUUCAUGUCCCAUUAUACAUGAUAAAGCUAAUUUUGGUCAUCUGUCCCUUUAAAAAUCCCUUGUUCUUCUCUAUGGAACCAACUGCCGUAACAGCCAUCAGCAGUUGUAAGGUUGAAGCGACCUCUGCUUCGGAGUAUCUGACAAAGUGUGUAUUACACAUGAAAGCUCAUACCUUGAAAGCUUAUAUUUAGUUGAUCUUAAAGGUGCCACUGGAAUUAUUAAAAAAAGAUUUUUUCAUCUUUCAUUUUGUUAUUUAUUAUGACUAUGACAGAUCAACACAGCUAUCCACCUGAACCUGUUUUUACUGUUUUGCCCAUUUUCAGUCAACAUUUGCUUUACUUCUGUAUAGUACUUCAGUCAGGAUUGUUCCUGGACUACUACUUAAUUAUGAUUUUUCACUGCUGUCAGUGUUUUCAGCAAAGUGACUAGUUCUUCAAAUUGCAUAUAUCUGAUGGAUUUGCUUCCUUCUGACUAGGUGAACAUAAAUACAGUGGUACCUCUGGUUACGUACUUAAUUCGUUCCGGAGGUCCGUUCUUAACCUGAAACUGUUCUUAACCUGAAGCACCACUUUAGCUAAUGGGGGCCUCCCGCUGCUGCCGCACUGCCACCGCGCGAUUUCUGUUCUCAUCCUGAAGCAAAGUUUUUAACCCGAGGUACUAUUUCUGGGUAGCAAAGUCUGUAACCUGAAGCGUAUGUAACCCGAGGUACCACUGUAAAAUGGUAUUGGUCAGUUGAUUUCUAUAUAUGUUAUCUGACCCUUUUCCUCUUGCUAACAUUGUCCUUUUAUGUUUGUUUGGUUUUCACAGAUUCUGAUUCUGGGUCAGAUUCAGACUCUGACCAGGAGCCUGUUGGCUCCAUCAGUAAUAUUUCUGGUAGUGAGAGUGACAGAGAUGACGACCGAGAGGCUUUGAAACCCAGUAACAAAGAAUUGUUUGGUGACGACAGCGAGGAUGAUGGCGCCUCUCACCACAGUGGCAGCGAUAACCGGUCUGAGCGAUCCUACAAUCGCUCGGAAGGCUCUGGGCAUUCUGAACAUGAGGAUAAUGACCAGUCAGAUAUGGACCAGCACAGUGGCUCAGAAGCUGCUCACGAGGAGGACGAGGAUGAAGAGGAUCACAGGUCAGAUGAAGGCAGCCACCACUCUGAGGCAGAAGGCUCUGACAAAGCACACUCUGAGGAUGAAAAGUGGGAAAGGGAAGACAGAAGUGAUCAGUCAGACGAUGAGGAGAAGCUCCAGAACUCGGAUGACGAAGAAAGGCCACAGCACUUGGAUGAUGAUGAGAAGAACUCGGACGACGAGGAGAGACCUCUGGCUUCUGAUGACAAAGAGAGGCUGCAGAACUCUGACGAGGAGAAAAUGCACAACUCGGAUGAUGACGAAGAGAGGUUGCAGGUUUCUGAUGAAGAGGAAAGACCCCAAAACUCUGAUGAGGAGAAUAUGCAGAACUCGGAUGAUGACUACGAAAGGCUGCAGCAUUCAGACGAGGAAAAGAUGCAGAACUCUGACGAAGAGAGGCCCCAGCAUUCCGAUGAUGAAGAGCGAAGGCUCUCGGAGGAUGAAGAAGAGCAUGAACAUAAAUCGGGUAUGGAAAAUUGAGGGUGCAAAUGUCUAGACACAGGGCUGGGGAAACCUUAGGUCUGGAGGACUCUUGGGCAAGAUUCUUUCUCAGCCUUCUACAUGCAAAGCAUGUGCUUUACCACUGAGCUUUGGCUUAGUACUCAUAUCUUGAAGGCUACGAUUACUCUUUUUCAUCCACCCCAAAUCAACAAGUCUAGCACCAUCCAUCUUUAGUUUGCAGAGCAGUUGUCCCUUUAGAAUAUCUCUUGGAAUUUGGGUUUAAUAGUUGCUCACACUUUUUUCCACUUACCUUUUUAUAAAAAAUUUAAACUCCCCCAAAAUUUCAGGAUGGGUUGUAAUGUUUUGGGGGGUUUGUUUGUUUUUCACUGUGAACCUUUGAUAGCAGUAAGGCUGAAAAAUUUGCUGAAUGCCUACCCAGGGAGCUUCAAGGCCAAGUAGGGAUUUGAGUAUCUUCCAUUUAUAUAUGCCCACUGCAUUGCUCGGUCAUUUUUAUUUUAGCACCCGUGUGGUUUCAUCAACAGUACUGGUACGAAUGCCAUUCUUCAAAGUGACAUUUCUCCGCUGUGUUUUAUUCAGGGUGUCUGGAUUGUGUAAUAUAUAAUAAUAUAUUAAUGGAAAUACAUUAAUGGAAAUAUAUACAGUAUAAUAAUAGAAAGUUAUGAGGGGGCUUCAAGAUUGAUAUUUGCUCUUGCAGAAUCGGCAAGAGGCAGUGACAGUGAUGAAGAAGUCAUGCAAACGAAGCGUAAGAAACAAAUUGCAUCAGAUUCUGAAAUGGAUAGUGAUGUGGAAGGACAAAAAGGUAAGCAGCCCCUCUUCCUGUCAUUUGGGAGUAAAAAAACCAAAAACCAAAACUCAUCUGAGCAGUUUGCAGUGCCAAGCUCCCCUUCACAUCCUCCACUGCAAUAGAUCAAAAGUUGUCACCGCAACAGUUUAUUUAAGCAACUGUUUAACAACAAAUCUACAUGUUUGAUUAUUUUCACGGUAGCUCUGACUUCAGUAUUUUGGGUCAUCUCUUGUCACUUGCUUUAGAGCAGGGAUGUAGAACCUGUAGACCUCCAGAUACUGUUGGACUCCCAUCACCCCCCAGCCAGCAGGCCAGUGGCCAGGGAUUAAGGGGGUUUUAGCCCCAACAGCAGCUGGAAGUCCACAUUUCCCCUGUCCCUGUUUUAUAGGGUUCAAAGGAGGUCAAGUGCUUCAGUGGGAAAGUUCCUAUAAACCAGGAUUGGCUCCAUGUUGCUCCAUGGACUGGAUCUGGCACCUGAGACAAUUUCAUCUGGUCUAGAGCUACCUAAUACUUACUUAUUCCCCCCCCCCCAAAAAAAAUACUAUUAUUUACAGAUUUUUUUUCACCCUUCAUCAUAAGGUCCCAGAGUGGGUUACAACAAAAUAAAUGUACAUUGUUAGAAUGAGUUAAAACAGUUUACACUGGCUUUCAUUACACUUGCAAGUUAUAACACUACAGAAAUACAAAAUUAAAAUUGGGUAUAAAAAUUUAGAAUUACAAUAUUAAAACCAAGUUGAGCAAUUUGCAAUAAUCCAACCCCAGGUACCUAGUGUUAACAAUGUUUGGCUCCCUCUCCUGGAAACCAAUUUUAGUAUCUGUGCUGCCAAAGUGAGCACCCUCUCCUGGUAUCCUUCUGUGGUGCAUAUAAUUUUCUAGGUCUCAUUGUAAGAGCAGUUUAGGAGAUCAGGUCAAUUUUUGCCAGACCAGUUCAGAAUGGACCACCCUUAAGUUUCAAAAGAAAAUCCCCAGUAGAUGCUUCAGGCAUCUGAAGCACGCCACUAAAUACCUGGAAGGGUUUACGUCAUUGAUAAGCAAGGGCGGGAGUUUUUUUAGAAAUAAAACAAGGGCAAGGCAUACAGAGCAAAGUCUCAAAACCAAAAGAUACAUACCUGCUACCGAAAUGACAAAGAUUAUUGUGGCACCUUAAAGACUAAGAAGCAAGAAACUUGCUUCCGGUCUAGCUACACGUUCCUUAUCACUAAAGUCAUUUAAAGCAACGUUCUUUAACCUUGGGUCCCCAUUUGACUACAACUUCCAUCAUGCCCUCUCCAUUGACCACACUGGCUGAUAACGAUGGGUCUUGCGCAGGAACAGGUGGGGACCCCCAAGGUGGAAUAACUCUCAUUUAAAGGACAGGUCAUCUUUAUGACCGGGUGGGCAGGCUUAGCUGAGAUCACCUAGUUUCGCUCUCACUCCCUCUCUGACACUCUCUCGGUUUCUGUGACUCUUUGCCCCGGAGAUCUAACUGUCUUCUCCCAACUGACAAAGUUCCAACUGCCAGAGAACUGGCUUCUUUAGAUGCACACCUCACGUCCAUCUGCCAAGUCUACCUGAUAACUUUGUUACACCUUCCCACAGGCCAGUUGUAGGAAGAAGGUUUCUGUGUAGGGCAAAGGAGUCCAGCUGGAGCAGGAGGCUCUGAGAAAGUCUUUGCCUGCCUCCCUCUCUCCAGGUAUGCUGGAGGGCAAACUUGGUAGUUAGUUUUUUGUUUCUUUAAAAUGCUUUGUUUUUGUUUGUUAGGAAGGGAUAAACAAGGAUGUAAGGCACUUUGGGCCACCUUGUAAGAAAAGUGACUUUAACACAUAUGAUAAAGAAAUAACAAUUUAAUAAUGAAUGGUUUACAUGAAAUAAUAUAAAACUUUACAUGAAAUAAUAUAAAACUUUACAUGAAAUAAUAUAAAAUACUCAUAAGAAAAUGCCAAUAAAACCAAGAGAUUUUAAAAAGAAGUCAAUGUAAUAAAAUUAUCAAAAUAUUAAGAUUAAAAAGAGGGGAAUGCUUGAUUUCCCAACCCUUUUAAAUAAAUCCUCACAACAGCCCUGUCUGAGAGGAGAAAAGAAUCAGAAUUAGAAGAAUCUUUAUUUGCAUCAGCCAGAAGCCGUAGCAAGAAAGUAAAAUGUGCUGAAGAUAGAGGUAAAAACUUAACUAUAGAAAAUACAUUUUGAGGGCUUACAUCAAUAAUUAAAUAAUAGAUCUUUUCUAAUUGCCCCCGCUAAAAACCUUGCACUUUUUGCUGUCACCUGAUCACCUUGAUCUGCUAAAAGAAAGGACACAGUAGGAAUGGUUGAGCAACCCGGCAUGGACAGUAAUAAAGGGGUCAUAGCCUCAGUCCUCAAAUCUUUAUAAAGAGUGCAAGCCAGACACACACACUGACUCAAUACUGCCAUCUCCAUAGGGACAUAACCAUUUUUCCAGUGGGAUUUUUUGAAAUCGACCCUCAAGUACAGCCGAAGGCAGUAUAUUCAAUCUUGCAAAAGUGAAAGCUUGUCUGUAUUUUGGAAUUGUCAAAUUUUGCAUAUAGGGUGUGCCAAAGUGUCAAAAUGACUAGGUGGAAAAUAGUCAUACCAAGCCUCAUAAGCUUUAUGGCUGGCUAGGAGUUCGAAUGUCAUUCUCCGCUUGCCACCCUCUCGGGCCGCAUCCUGAGCCAUCCAUUUAAAGCACUAUUGUGCCACUUUAACCGUCAUGACUUCCCACAAAGUAUCCCAGGAACUGCAAAUUGUCAAAGGUUCUGAGAAUUGUCAGGAGACCCCCAUUCCGCUCACAGAGCUGCAAUUUGCAGAGUGGUUUAACAACCAAUCUCUCGUCACAGGGAAUGCCAGGUAUAAACCAGCCCUCUACAUUCAACGAAGAAUCUGAAGAAGUGUGCAUGCACAUGAAAGCUCAUACCAAGAACAAACUUAGUUGGUCUCUAAGGUGCUACUGGACAAUUUUAUUUUAUUUUUAAUAUAUAUAUUUAUGCCCCUUGUAGAGUAUAUUUUCUAUAAAUAAGGUGUCUCUUAAAAACAAAGCCAGUCCUUCCCCACCUCCAGUUUCCAACCUUCUAAGUAUGAUUUCUGUUUCUUAUUUUCUGGGCAAGGUAAUAAAGAUGCAAUGGAUCUGUUUGGAGGAGCAGAUGACAUAUCUUCGGGGAGCGAUGGGGAAGACAAGCCCCCAACUCCAGGGCAACCUAUUGUAAGUACCUUUGUUGGUCCUGCUUUUGCAUCUGUGUUGGAUUUAACCUGACAACUUGACCACUAAUAUUUUAAUGCUUACAUGUAUGUUAAGAUUUGUAUUCUCAAAUUGCAUUAUGAAAAAGUGGGAUAAUGAUUUGUGAUCCUUUUAGAAGGGGUUGCAGAUAAGUGUAUUCCAUUCGGGACUUUUGAAAGUUGAAGGUCUCUUUCCCCCCUCUCUCCUGAUGCCAGGAUUGGGGAACUUUAGGUCCUCUGGAAGUUCCUGAACUACAACUCCCAUCAGCCCCAGCAAGCAUGGUCAGCGGCUGGAUAUGAUGGGAGUUGUGGUUCAGCAACAUCUGAAGGGCCAAAAGUUCCCCACGCUUGCCUUAUGCUGAUGUCCUGAGCAGGCAUAAUGUUGAUAAAAUGUAUGUUCUCUGUAUGGUUAAAUCACACAUAUGCAUAAAUGGAAGAGAUGGAAUUAUAUUUAUAUUUACAUUUCCUAAUUGAUUUUCUCUCCCCUCCCCACUGAAUAGGACGAGAAUGGAUUGAACGAGGAUCAACAGGAGGAGGAACCUAUUCCUGAAACGCGGAUAGAAGUCGAAAUUCCUAAAGUCAACACAGACUUGGGAAAUGACUUAUAUUUUGUGAAGCUUCCCAACUUCCUCAGUGUGGAGCCCAGGUAAAAGUCACAGGCUCAGUCUGAGAAACAAGUGUUCCAGGGUCUUAAAAAACAAAAACAGAAAACCAAUCUGUAGUGCUAUCCACAGAUGAGUUGCAACUACAGUGGUACCUCGGGUUACAUACGCUUCAGGUUACAUACGCUUCAGGUUACAGACUCCGCUAACCCAGAAAUAGCACUUUAGGUUAAGAACUUUGCUUCAGGAUGAGAACAGAAAUUGUGCUCCGGUGGCAUGGCGGCAGUAGGAGGCCCCAUUAGCUAAAGUGGUGCUUCAGCUUAAGAACAGUUUCAGGUUAAGAAUGGACCUCCAGAACGAAUUAAGUACUUAACCCGAGGUACCACUGUAUGUAAAAAAACACAAGUCCUCCCCCCCCCUUUAGUCAGGAAACAUUCGUAAAUAGGUUUUUUACAAAAAAUAAUAAUGCUAACACGUUAAUUCUGUGUUUGGUUUUAUUAUAAACCAUCUUUAUUAUAAGGAAGAAAGGGAGAAUAUAAGCAUUUUAAAUAAACAGAAUUGUACUAGGGAAACUCAGGUGUGACUUUGAAACCCUCUGUCUUGGUAGAAGAUAGUAAUUGAGGGUUGUAUUUAAUGUAGUGCGAAGUGAAAGUCACUUAGCAGUGCACUUGUUCCACUGGCGAAAUGUUUUGCACCAGAAGAAGGUUGUUGCACAAUAGAAUGCACAAGCAAGCUGCUUGUGAUGUUGUUGUACAAUGUGCAAACCUUAAGGACAUAGGAAGCUGCGUUAUACUGAGUCACACCUUGGUCCACCUAGAUCAGCACUGUUUACACUGGCUGGCAGUGGCUCUCCAGGGUGUCCCGUGUGUGUUGCUGCCAACCCAAGUUGGAGAUGCCAGGGACUGAACUUGGAACCUUCUGCAUGCAAGGCAGAUGUUCUACAGCCCUUCUCCAAUAUUCAUUCGCCUUCUCUGUUCUCUCUCCCACCCCCUACCAUGUGUACAAAGGAACUGCGGCCACAAACCCAUAAUUGGGUUUUUGUGUGAGAAUUCCAGUCCUGGUACCAAAUUGUUUUGCAAGGAAAGGAUGACAUCCAUGGUAACCCAUAUUCCGGUUUAUUGCAGGCCUUUUGAUCCACAGUAUUAUGAGGAUGAAUUUGAAGAUGAGGAGAUGCUGGAUGAAGAAGGUAGAACAAGGUUAAAACUGAAGGUACCGUAUACCUUAAAUUCUGCUUCCACACAACAUGCAAACUUGACAUCUUUCCGCAGGGCCUGCAAGACGGAGCUGUUCCGCCUGGCCUUUGGUUUGGACUCAGUCUGACCCUUAUGUUUCCUUCCCCUUAUGGUUUUGAUUUAUCGGCUACUUUUAAAAUGAGGCUGCGUUUUAAAUUGCAUUUUAACCUGUAUUUUAAAUUGGUCCCCCCCCCAUUAUGUUUUUACUGUGAUUUUAUUGGUGUUAGCCGCCCUGAGCCCAGCUUUGGCUGGGGAGGGUGGGGUAUAAAUAAAAUUUAUUAUUAUUAUUAUUAUUAUUAUUAUUAUUAUUAAACACUCCUUGCUCUGUCUUGGAACACAAUUCUGUCAAGCCUCGUGCUUUGGAUUAGGGUUGGGGAACCAGCCGUUGUUGGACUCCCAUCUCCCUUGAACCCCAGUCUGAAUGGCCAAUGGUCAGGGAUGGUGAGCGCUGUGGUCCAGCUGAAUUGGGAGGGCCAGCGGUUCCCCAUCCCUUCUUUAGACAUUGAGAGCUUGUGUAGCAUAGUUCUGAGAGAUGUAGCAGUGCACCAAGAAGUCAGCUCAAAUCCACUGUUGCGGUGAAGUCCCAUCAAACCCUAAAGUUGGAAGGGGAAGCUUUUAAGUAAUCUAUUCCAACCCCUGCUCAAUGCAGGAAACCCACAACUUGAGCAUUUCCAACAGGCAGCUGCCCAGACUCUUCUCGAAGAGGCCAGGCAAUUGGUUUCAUGGUCCAACUCCUGUUUCCAUCAAGAGGUUUCUCAUAACGUUCAGCUGAAAGGUACCCUACUGUAACUGAUGCCCAUUAGAUUAAAUGGGCUUAAGUUACAGGAGGGUUCAGAUGAAGCUGAGCAUUGCAAGAAACUUCUUCCCAGGAAGAGCAGCGAGUAGGUGGCCCUAAGCAAGCCUUCUCCACCCACCCCAGCCAAUUGUGGGUCCCCAUCUGCAACAGGGGGACAAGAAUACUGACCCACCUUACAACGCCAUUGUUAGGAAAACAUCCAUCGCUCUGGGAAGUGAUUUGUAAAUGAAAUAAAUAAAUGAUGAUGACCACGCUAACUUAUGUGAAGUUCUUGAAAGUGAUCAAAUUACUAUUUAAACACAAAAUAUGACAUUCUAUGGAACAUCAAUAGGGCUGACUAGAGCACCACCAUAGUAUAUGCACGAUAACCUUCUCUGUGCCAGUUAGAGCACCUGGGGUUUCUUCCUUGGUUUUUGUUUAUUUAUAUCUCCGUCAAUGUACAAUGGUACCUUGGUUCCCAAACGGCUUAGUUGUUGAACAAAUCGGCUCCCGAACACAACAAACCCAGCAGUAAGUGUUCCAGUUUAAUGGAAUUUUUCGGAAGCUGAACAUCCGACACGGCUUCCAUGGCUUCCAAUUGAGUGCACAAAGCUCCUGCAGCCAAUCAGAAGCCGCGUCUUCGUUUUUGAACUGUGUUGGAAGUCCCAGAACGGAUUAAGUUCGGAAACCAAGGUACCAGUGUACAUGGAUUAUUACUUUUCAGCAUAACAGGGAGGGAGAUAGGUUCCUUCCUGAAGGAGCUUACUUUCUAAAAUGGGGCACAUGGGAAGCAACAGUGGGAGUGGAGAGGAAUGGAGAGGAGAGAAAGUUAAUUUCAGGUUUGCAUGCAUGUUAUAUGUGAGGACUAACAUGUUACGCUAAAGUUUCAGCAGAAAAGGUCUGAGCUUGCAGUGGUGGCCUCUCCUCCCCGCCCCCCUGCUGAAUCCCUCAUGGUACACUGAGCUGUCUUUCUGCUCAUUGAUUCACAAUACUAAUACAUUAAGCCAGUUAAUAUUUAAACAUGAAUUCAGCAAUUCAGAAUACCAGCGUAUGACAUUCCCACCAGCAUUAUUCCCCCACUCCCCACACUCUAUUUCUUGCAAGCGUUGUGACAUUUCUCUCAAGAAAUACCUCCUGCAACUUUGUGUCCCCACAGGUGGAGAACACGAUACGCUGGCGAACUCGCCGAGAUGAAGAAGGGAGCGAGGUUCGAGAAAGCAAUGCACGGAUAGUCAAAUGGUCUGAUGGGAGGUCAGUUUGUGCCUGAUCCCGCUUGACCCAUGCUUCUGAACCGUAGAAGGAAACAUGUUGUGUAGCAUAGAGUUCUAUCUCGGGUCUCGUUCACCCAGUUAUUAUUAUUGUUCUGUUUUCUGAGUUGAGUGAAAGAGGGCACACAUCCAUGAAGGAGCUGAGUCUUCCUGCAAGGAAUCAUGCGGCCAGCUUUUAAGCAAUUCAGUUCCUUACCUGGGACAGAGCUCUGCCCUAUCCCUUCAUUCAGCCUCAUUGCAUCUCACCUUUCUGGACGCCUUUCAUUUUAUUUAUUUAAAUAUCUAUAUACCGCUGUUUGUACUGCUGCUGCUUUUGUUGCUAUGAUCCAGGCUGAAUGAGCUGCCCCACUAAAGGUCAGAAAAGCUACCAAGGUAGCUCAAAAUAACUAAUGCCUCCCACCCUCUUUGGAACAGAGAAGGUUCCAGUGGUAGACACCUUGGUGGAAGUGCUGCUCAAUGGCCGAUGUCGCUACCCAUAUAAAAACUCACAGGGAGAGGAAAGUGCAAGGUGCCGUCAGUGAAGCUUAAGAAGCCCAUAUCCCUCUCCUUUGCUAUUUCCAAUUUUGUUAGGGCAUCCGUGUUAUGGCAGGAGGGCCUGGAGGCAGUAGGCAAGAAUACAUAGAAAAACAUAUCCAUACAGCACGUUAAAGAAAGCUGACAAUAAACACGAUAAAAGACAGGCUAGGAACAGAACCAAGGAGAGCAUAAUUAUAGAUUGGGAGAAUUAGCAAGUUUCACACAGGCAUUGACAAAUUCUGUAACACCUGUAAAAAAAUAAUAAUCCAUGAUGUAAGGAGUCGUCAGAAUUUUGUGGGAUAACUUUCUUCACUGCUCUGUAAACAGAUAAUAACAUCCUAUAUCUAGUUCACUUGUAUCAACUGGGCGCCUUCCAUUAAACAGAAAAAUAACUCAAAGGCUGCUGCUGCAAUAAGGCUUCCUGCCUAAGUAAAACGGGAGCAAGGAAAGGAGACUGGAGAAAGAGGAUAAAGCUGAGACAGAAUGGCAGAGUGCACGAUAUGGGCAUCACGGGCCUGUAAAUACAUCAGUAGAAGUAUUCAGUUGGCUUAAUGUACUUGUAUGAGCAAAGCAAAUAAGGCUCUUGGCUUGUGUGCUGAUCGAAGCUAUCCUCCUUCCUUUUGAAGCAUGUCACUACAUUUGGGGAAUGAAGUUUUCGAUGUGUACAAAGCACCAUUGCAGGGGGAUCACAACCAUCUCUUCAUCAGGCAAGGAACAGGUCUUCAGGGGCAAGCUGUGUUCAAAACAAAGCUAACCUUCAGGUAAGCAUGUGGAUCCCAUUGAGUUGAAAAUAUUUACAUGUAAUCGCAUCACAGUGAAUGUGAAAGAGGAUACAAGGUGGUUUGCCUAAUUAUUUCCAAGGGGGGUAGCCAUGUUGAAACAAGAACAUUGAAACUUGCCUCAUCUACAGGCAUUAAUUAACUGAUCAGCGUCAGGAUGUUUAGAUUAUUUUCAUCAGUGCUGCUGUGGUCACUGAUGAUUUUACAUACCUUUUUAACUUUAACAUAAUGCUCAGAAUCUACUUCUAUGCCCUCUUAAUUUCACUUCUUACAAUUCCCACCCACCCUCAACCCUAUCUAUCUAUCUGUCUAUCUAUCUAUCAUCUCUCUCUCUCUCUCUCUCUCUCUCUCUGUGUCUACCUUCCAAUUCAGGAAAAUAUGUAAUGCAUCGAAUGAUGUGAACUCUAGUCUACAGAAGCUUAUGUUAUACUAAAUAUGUUAGUCUUUAAUGUGCCACAAAACUCUUGAAUCAUUUUAUUAUGGUCACUUGUCUAUGGCCUAUAGCAGGUAGCAGUAUUCGGAAUUAGCCAGGCACAUUUUGCACCUGGCUAUCAGCCACUUGCAACCAAGUGAAGGUGCCUGGGCGCCAGGAUGGCACCUGACAUCACCAUCUGACUGGCUGGUGGACAGUAGUGUUUGUUGGUUUUUUGUUGCCAUGCUAUGGCGCGAGUCAGAUUUUCGCUGGAGCUGAGAAUAUACACAAUUCAUUUUCAGCUUUGUGAUCUUGUUUUAAAAAAUAGAUGCGUCCAAACAUUCUGUUAGAGUGCCUGUAACCUAGCUUUAAGGGGCCAUAUGCCGAAGAGCUUUUAUAUCUCAGUUUCUAAUAGUGUCAGGUAGGGAACCUCAGGCCCAGGAGCCAAAUCAGCUGAAUGCCUGGCUUUAAGAGAGCGCUGCACAGCCAAAGGCCUGGCAGUCAGCUGGAAUCAGUUGUCCUUUAGGAAGUACCUGAUGCAACCACGUUCUCAAGAGACAGAGAGAAAAUUGCGGAAAUUUAAAAUGGAGAUUUUGUUCUUUCCAGGGAUACGAAGUGCUUUCUCUGCAGAGAGAGAAAUGUUCUACUUUUAGGAGCAUUUCCCCCUCUGCAGAGAUUCCAAAGGGGCUCCCUGUAGCUGAGAAUCAACUGAUCAUUGCUCACAGGGAGCCUCUGUGAAGGCAACCUCCUAGUGUUCGUGUCACUGAAAAGGCUUCUUCGAAGGAGGUUGCUGCAACCGAUGAUCAACCCACAAGAUGGUAUUGGCUACAGGUUGACAUAGCGUGUUGUGUGAAUCAGCUCAGUCAUGUGCAAUUGUUUUCUCAAACCUGCAGUUCCCUGAAAGAAGUGCUUUUUAACCCAGUAACAAUUUUACCGCAGGCCUCACUCAACAGACAGUGCCACACACAGAAAGAUGACUCUCUCGCUCGCAGACAGAUGUUCCAAGACACAAAAAAUUCGUAUUUUGCCCAUGGCUGGCCGUGAUCCAGAGUCCCAACGAACAGAAAUGAUUAAGGUAUAGUUUUGGGGUGGGGUAGCUGGAAUCAAAAUUUGCCUUCUAAGCCAUUAUUAAAUUUGUCCCUUAUAUGCAAAUCUUAAAAUAUUGUUUGUAUGCAUGACAGCAGCAUCUUUAGACUUACUGCCCUCAAUGCAGCAAGCCUCUUGCGCGGCAGGAGUCUGAAUUGCCAUAGAAAACAACCUUACCUACCUUGGCAUCUCUGUGGGUGGCCAGGGGGCUUUUUUGAGCCUGCAAACAGUUGAAAAGGGGAAGAAGAAAAGAACAAGAGGGGAGGAGCAGAAGAGAUAAGAGUAACUUCCUAUUUGCCAUAUCCUGCAAAACUCAGCAUUGGAAUCUGGCAAUCAGUCUUUAUAAACCAUUUUAUGGUAUCACCAGCACUGCUAGGUAAAAUGGGCAGUGCCUCGCUGCUAUGUUGCCAGUGGACUAAAACACAUUUCCCCCCCUAUUUGGUGAAAUAGUGGAGCUGAGUUGGGAGCCAUGUUAAUAUAAAAAGGUAAAGGAGCCCUGACAGUUAAGUCCAGUCGCAAAUGACUCUGGGGUUGUGGCGCUCAUCUCCCUUUACUGGCCAAGGGAGCCAACGUUUUGUUUUGCGAAACCAGAGCAGCGCAUGGGAACGCCGUUUACCUUCCUGCCAGAGCAGUACCUCUUUAUCUACUUGCACUUUGGCAUGCUUUUGAACUGCUAGGUUGGGUUAGGGUUAGGGACAGAGCAAUGGGAGCUCACCCCAUCGCGGGGAUUUGAACCGCUGACCUUCCGAUCGGUAAGCCCAAGGCACAGUGGUUUAGAUCACAGUGCCACCUGCAUCCCAUUCAAGUUAAUUUAGCCUGAAGCAAAACAAAAAACCUUACUUGGAUCCUUCUUGCUCCCUCUCUAACCUAUUGAUCAAGGUGUGUAAUCCAGGCCAGAGCAAGUCAUGAAACAGAGCACAUGAAACCUGUGCAACAUUGCUCUCUGCUGCAGCAUGUAGCAGAAAAAGAACCUGGAAUAAAAGUGGAACGAGACUUAACUGCUGCAAGAAUGCCAAAGCCUCAUUUGCAUUGGCAUUCCACCGGCUUCUGAAGAUGCACCUGUUUACACAGGCACCCCUACGAUCUUGACCUGUUUUAAUGUUUUGUUUAAUAGGGUUGUUUUAUUGGGUGUUUUAAUUAUGGAUGCUUCUAUUCUAAUAUUCGUGUAACUGGUGUACCUUGAAAACCACUUUGAAUUCUGCUUGGGCAAUAAGAGGGGUGUAAAUUAGUGAUGGGUGAUGUGCAGGGCAGUGCACAGUCUGAGCCCUGUUUUGAGAAAUCCUUGGCACACCCCUAUGUUGUUGCCAUUUCCCCCUGCAGAAAGAGGAGGAGAGGCUGCGAGCUUCCAUUCGCAGGGAGUCCCAGCAAAGGAGAAUGCGAGAGAAGCAGCACCAGCGGGGACUGAGCGCCAGCUACUUGGAGCCUGACCGCUACGAUGAAGAGGACGAAGGAGAAGAAGCCAUCAGCCUGGCAGCAAUUAAAAACAGAUAUAAAGGUGGAAUAAGAGGUAUGGUCGGCUUAGCGCGGAGUCUUGGAUUUAUCUGGUUUUAAGUCCAGGGAGCUGCUUCAGGCUUAUCACACAAAGGAAAAGUGGAGCAUUAAUACCUAAGAGGAGGAUGGCGGGAAAUCCUUUUGGAAAAUAAUAUGUGAUUAUUUUGUUUGUUUCGUUUUGCAAUGGCUAGUGAUGACAAGCAAAUAAAGAACGCUGAUAGUGCUUCAUGGAGGGAAAGGAUUGUCACUUCUAAGCGGCCAGUUUCUAAAUUACGGUCAGUUUUUCUAGAUUAGCUCUUGGAGAGAAAUGCAUAUACACUGUAUAUAUUUUUCCCUUUCAGAGGAGCGUGCGAGGAUUUAUUCUUCAGACAGCGAUGAGGGCUCAGAUGAAGAUAAAACACAGAGAUUACUGAAAGCGAAGAAACUCAACAGUGACGAGGUGAGAGAAAUGGUGAAGGCGGCUAUUUUGAGUGGCUCAGGUGUUUAUAAUAAUAAUAAUAAUUUUUAAAAAAAUAUUAUUUAUACCCCGCCCAUCUGGCUGGGUUUCCCCAGCCACUCUGGGCGGCUUCCAACAGAACACGAAAAUACAAUAACCUAUUAAACAUUAAAAGCUUCCCUAAACAGGGCUGCCUUCAGAUGUCUUCUAAAAGUUUGGUAAUCCACAGGGCGGGUGCCACUACCGAAAAGGCCCUCUGCCUGGUUCCUUGUAACUUGGCUUCUCGCAGCGAGGGAACCACCAGAAGGCCCUCGGCGCUGGACCUCAGUGUCCGGGCUGAACGAUGGAGGUGGAGACACUCCUUCAGGUAUACUGGACCAAGGCCGUUUAGGGCUUAAAGGUCAGCACCAACAUUUUUAAUUGUGCUCGGAAAUGUACUGGGAGCCAGUGUAGGUCUUUUAAGACCGGUGUUAUAUGGUCUCGGUGGCCGCUCCCAGUCACCAGUCUAGCUGCCGCAUUCUGGAUUAGUUGUAGUUUCUGGGUCACCUUCAAAGGUAGCCCCACAUAGAGCGCAUUGCAGUAGUCCAAAGCGGGAGAUAACUAGAGCAUGCACCACUCUGGCAAGACAGUCUGUGGGCAGGGAGGGUCUCAGCCUGCGUACCAGAUGGAGCGUAUAAACAGCUGCCCUGGACACAUAAUUGACCUGCGCCUCCAUGGACAGCUGUGAGUCCAGAAUGACUCCCAGGCUUACUAUAAUUGGUUUGAAGUAUAGACCACUCUGUACCUUGGGGUGGAGAACCAAGGGCCCUCCAGAGGUUGUUGGACUCCAGCUCCCAGAAUCCCCAGCUAUCAAGGCCAAAGGUCAGGGAUGGUGAUAUCCUACAACAUCUGUCUCUGCUGUACAUGUUAGUUUGAAAUGCCGAAGACUAGUCAAGCUCUCUUACCUUGGACUUCUUCUAUGACCUGAUGUUUCUUGAGACUUGUCAUACUCUUUUCUUUUCUUUUUACUGUUUUACCCAGAAUGCUCUGACUUUAAUGUCAUUUUAAAACCAGUGUAGUGCAGUGGUUUACAGUGUUGGACUGGAACUUGGGAGUCAGGGCUCAACUUCUUGAGGGUAAUGUACUGAGAUAAAAAGUUGCAUCACAAAGCCUGCUAGCAUCCUUCAGGCUCGCACAGAUUCUAGUCUGAAAACAUUGUUGUCUCUUAAGAUCGUAGCUGGAAAGCAUCUGUUUAAUGCUGUAAUUUUAGACGCCUGCAUGUUUUUACUUAAGUGGCUCAGUAUCCCGCAUGCCCAAAGAGGCUUUGGUCUUGUGUUUCAAAAGUGGUUGGUGACAUGGCAUUGAAGAAGAGAACCUCCAAUCAAAGAAAAGCCUUCUCCAAUCAAAGGGAUUCUACAAGUGGAAUUCUGUCUGGUGCCACAAAUUUCUCAUUUCUGUGAAAGACAACGAAACCAUGACUUCUGCUUACUUCCUGCCCCCCCCCCCCCAUUUUAAAAGCAAUUUAGUUUGCUAACAUUCAACUUCACCACAUGGUGGCGCUUAAGCAUUAAAAAAAGUAGUUAAGAGAGUAGCACAUCUGCAUGGACCACAAAUUAUGGGCUGCACAGACUUGUACUUUGGUAUGCAUCUCAUUGCAACCAUUUUCCUGCCCUUGCUCUCCAAAAAUGAUCCAGAGGACUGCUCUCUUUGCGCUAGUGAUGUUGGAGUUCAGCAGAACUCAGAAAGAGGUGGAGAAGUGAAUUAGGGUAGAAGUCCAAAAGAAGAAUUCUGUACUGCAUCGAGAUCAGUUGAUGUGCAUGGGGGGGGGGGGGACCUUGGCUGAAUUCAAUCUGUAGAAGUUCAUCAUUAUUUAGGAGGUCAGUCUUAUUACGGUCAGCAUUUUAUUUGUGCUUAGACCAGAGGUGGGAACUUUUGUGAGCCUGCAGGCCGCAAUUCUCUUCUGCACCACCUUCUGAGGGCCACAUGCUGGUGGUGGGUGGAGCCAGAGACAAAAGUGGGAGGGGCUAUGCAUGGGAAGUUUAUCUUGAAUGGUGGGCUAGUUUCUACACACACUCUCACACCCUGCACCUGAGAUUCCUCAUCCCUGACCCAGACCAAGCAGCCCUACAGGCAAGGAAGCAUUUUCGGCAUCCCCUCAAUUUGUCCCUCUUUUAAAAGCCUUUUUUUAUUGUGGUCAUAUCAUUUCACGACAUGGAUGCUCAGUUUGCAUGCAUGAAUUCAACUUUUGUCCAUGCCUUAUGAACUGUUUGCACUAUUUGUUUCAGCUUCUGAGUAGAUGGUUGAAUCAGCCGCCCUUGACCCAGGAGCCACUCCUGCUCCCCCCCUCAAAAAAAAUUCUAGCACCCCAGGCACUUCCCUGAAUCUGAACCCAUGUUGAAUGGGUGUCCUAGGUUCCAUUAUGUUAAGCUUUAUAGCGAAAAAUGAAUCAAGUAAUUGGGUUCAUUAAUAAAAAAGCAAGUAAUUUUCCAGUUGGUAGAAAGCUGUUGAAAUUCUACUUCACUGCGAGAGACACACACAUUAUGGAUUACUUCAUUAAAAUAACCACCAGCCUCUUUUGAAGCAUGUGUUGCAGAGGCUGACUUUGAAAUUCUCAAGGACUUCAUUUUGAUCUUUCAUUUGCACAAAACCUGGAUGUGUGUUAAUAGUCAGGGAGUAGAGGAUUGCAAUUAGCUUUCACCCAAAGUCCCAAAUCACCCAGUAGCACUUCUGGCUUCUUAUAGCUGAAGGAAAAAUAUUAAACUUGAAUGCAUUUGGGUCGGUUUUGUUUUUUUGCGGGUAGGUGGUGCCAUUUGCUGAAGUAUUUUGUACUAGGAUACAAGAUCUUCUCUGGGGGGAAAAAGAGAAAUCUUUAAGCUCCUCACUGUUAAUGCAUUCUGUCUUAAAUGGGAAGUGGUUUCAUUGUAAAUUAGAACAGGAUACUUACCUGAAAAUUAAGAGCAAAUGUCAGGGGUUCAGGGACAGAGGCACAGGGUAGGCAGGAGAUGGAGAGCGAUGGGGAUGAGUCCCAGGACAGCGAGGAAGAGGAUGACAAUGACUCAAGAGAUUCCAUGAGUCUUUCCAGCGAAUCAGAGGAUUCCCAGAAGGGGGGCACCGGUGGUCAAGGCCAGGGGAGCCCCAGGGGGGAACGUGUCAGGAGCAGGGGGCCAGCGGGGGAUCCCAAAGUGGCAGCUGGGCGUCAGGACCAGCCUCCCCGCCAGAGUGCAGCGAAGGGGGUGGAGGUUCCAGUGUAUCGGGGAAGCAGCUCCGGCAGCAGAGAAGGGAGGGAGGUCGGAGCAAGCCACCCUCCCGGAAGGGGAGGGGGUAGUGAAGGGAGUAGUGUAGCUGUCAAAAGGAAGGUUAGAGGUUGGGCGCGCGCGCCAAGUUCAAAUGUGGAGGCGCGCGGAAGUACAGGGAGCCCGGAGGAGGGGCCAGGUCCCAAAGCCCGCAGGAGGGGGGAAGAGCAAUCUGGGGAUUCCGCAUCAGAGGAAUCCAGGAGGGGCGAGACCCCAGCGGGCAGGAAGACCCUGCGGAAAAGGAAAGAGAGAAAGAGGUGGAGCAGCGCAAGCCUCUUAAACUGGUGCAGGGGAGGGACUGACUCAGAGGGGACUUCAGCGGUCUAAGCGUAACAGACGUAGGGCUGCGCGCCUCGGAUGUGAAGCAAACAAUGAACUGCAAUAAACACUUUUGUAUAUAAGAAGAGAUUGGCGUUGGUCUUUUGUGAGCUGAGACUUGAGGCAGCCCUGACAGCAAAUUAUAAUUAUCACAUUGUUUGCUUUCCCCCCAGAUUUUGCACACAGUCUAUGUUUUGGCAAAACAAACAAGAUGCAUUACCUUUUGCUAACAACAAGCAGUUAGCUGAGAUCUAGGCUGAAAUCAUAACUACUGUAAUAUGCCCAUCAGGAAGGGCCAGAGUCUCUGGGCGACGUAAGGCUGCCACUAAAAAGGGCAUCGCUGUGUUGAGUUCACACCUUCUGUGAUGUGUAGUGACACUCCUGUCUUGACAUCAUGGAACUAUGUGAAUUCCCACAACAAUGAAUGGUGCCUAGUUUGGGGGACUUGCAGUAGAUUUUAUGCAGGGAGCAUUCGGAUACUUGCUUCCUGUCCCUUCUUUGGAAGCCCCAACAAAGCUGCAAUCCUUAAACGCAUUAGGAUGCAUCCGGUGCUGCUGUACUAUUCACACGACAGACUUUGCUUGUGCAGUUGAUCUGCAGCCUCCUGGGCACCCUCAGAGUCUGCUCCAGAGGGUUGGGAAACCCUCCAAAGCAAAUUUGGGGGGAACACAGAUGCCAGCAACAAAUGGCUUGUAUCCAUCUGUCUUGAGAGGCAAUGGAAGAGUGUGCCAUGGUGGGGGGGGGUGUGUGUGUCAAACCACUGGAAGGUUACAGUGCCUGCUGUGACUGUAGAGAUGGGAGAGGCAUGUUUUGCUGCAGGUGGCGAUGUCCUGUUUCAUUGGGACAGCUGGACCAUGGCGUUUCUUCUCUCUGCGCUCCUCCCAGCAGUCAUUUUUCCUCUGGUCACCGCUAUGGAUUCAUGACCUGACUGUCUCCAGGCGCCUGCAAGGAAUUCCCACACGGCAGGGUUGAUUUUGCCAGCCUUCGUGUCAUGUUUGCAGACAUUUUCGUAAUGCAGAGUUGGCCUGCCAGUGGGCCUGUUGCCUGAAGCCAGUUCCCUGUGGAGCGCAUCCUCGGCGAUCCUGCCGUCUUCCGUUCUGUGCACAUGACCAAGCCAGUGUAGUCGUCUCUGAGACAAGUGUGUGAACAUGCUGGGAAUGUGGGCUGGUUUGAGAUUCUGUUGCUGUGUUAUGCCCAAAAUCUUCCUGGCACAGCACAUAUGGAAGGCCUUGAGUUGUCACUCCUGGUGGGUUUAGCUCUGGGGAAUUUAACUUUUGAGUAAACGUGAUUCGGGUACUGUUGAUGUGGCUGUUUUUUUCAGCUGUCCUCUGUCCUGUUUGCAUCUUUAGAUAGCCGAGCGUAAACAGUUGCAAGAUUCAUUCUUCCUUAGCCCAGCCUCUGUUUCCAUAGGCUCUUUUCCCUCUAAAUUGUAUUUCAAUCAAUUGUUUUUAUACCUGGUGUUAGCCUCCCUGAGCCCGUCUCGGCUGGGGAGGGCGGGGUAUAAAUUAUUAUUAUUAUUAUUAUUAUUAUUAUUAUUAUUAUUAUUAUUAGUUGCCUCUAUUAACCAAGGGGGGAGCAUUAAAUGCCUUUUUCUUAGUGCGUGGAUGAUCCAAAUUGCAGUUUUAGUCACUUAAACCUAGAGAAAUGCUCAUUUUGGCUUAAAAUCGAUCUGCUUUCCUGUAGGAGGGUGAGCCAUCUGGUAAAAGAAAAGCAGAAGACGAUGAGAAGGCAAGCAAGAAGCACAAGAAGUACGUGAUCAGUGAUGAGGAAGACGAGGACGAGGAUGCAUAAUGCAAGCCUGAAAGUCUACAAGACUCGUGUAAAUAUAUAUAAUGACUGCACUGUUCUUUUUGCAGCCAGGAUGUAAGUAAACCUAAUGAGGAUUUUUAUUUUAUUUUUACAAAAGAAACUUGCAUUCAGAUCUGUAGUCUUAAAAUGAAUAAAGAUUUUUGUUGGACCCUUUUAAA